This is a messenger RNA of Scatophagus argus, 4261 nucleotides long. Its product is annotated as equilibrative nucleoside transporter 2. Gene Ontology annotation, biological process: thymine transport; guanine transport; adenine transport. Gene Ontology annotation, molecular function: nucleoside transmembrane transporter activity. The record is from RefSeq and is a predicted model, not a curated record. The coding region runs from base 259 to 1644 and encodes 461 amino acids. The transcript is spliced from 13 exons. Gene Ontology annotation, cellular component: plasma membrane; basolateral plasma membrane. NCBI's taxonomy places the organism in Eukaryota, Metazoa, Chordata, Actinopteri, Scatophagidae.
UUUGCACUGCUGUGCGUAAGCUGUGUGGAACCUUUCACGGAGCUGGUUCAUAAACUAACGUACGCAUUUGUACAUUCCACGUGGAGGCUAUCGACGACGAAUUCAGGAAGCCAUUAAUUCACCUCCCCACAAAUCAUUCAAUUUUUGGACCAUCUGCAUAUUACAAGUGCUUGACUUUACGGUGGUAACACCAUGGAAACGCUGUAAUAAAGACCCCAACAUUUUUGCCCAAGUUUUACCAGAGCGUCCUACAUUAGGAUGAAGGGACGAACAGAUGCUCCUCAAGACUGGUGCUGCUUGGUGGGGACAGUUUUCUUCAUUCUUGGGCUGGGAACCUUGCUACCAUGGAAUUUCUUCAUGACUGCCUCUUUGUACUUCCAAGGCCGCCUAAACACAACAGAACUGAUCAACGGCUCGGCGGUGGUCCGCAAGGAGUACUACUUCAACAACUGGAUGACCCUGCUGUCCCAGCUGCCCCUGCUGCUCUUUACCCUGCUCAACUCCUUCCUCUACCAGAGGAUAUCGGAGGCGAUACGCAUCGCAGGUAGCCUGGUUUUCAUCCUGCUGCUCUUCAUCCUCACAGCAGCUCUGGUCAAAGUGCCCAUGGAGGAAGACCGCUUCUUCUCUGUCACCAUGGCUACUAUCUGGUUCAUCAACUCGUUUGGUGCCGUGCUGCAGGGCAGUCUGUUUGGCCUGGUGGGUCUGCUUCCUCAGAAGUACAGUACCAUCUUUAUGAGCGGCCAGGGCCUGGCCGGGACCUUCGCUGCCAUUGCCAUGCUGAUAGCCAUAGGCAGUGAUGCAGACUCUGGGUCAGCGGCGUUGGGUUACUUCAUCACGCCAUGCGUGGGGACGCUGGUUACGCUCUUCAGCUACCUGCUGCUGUACCGCCUGGAGUUCGCCCGGUAUCACCUCAACAAAAGCAUCAAGUAUGAGACGUGCACCACAGACGAGCUGCUGCAAGUGGAAGACAGAAGCAGCGCGGAGGUCGGCAAGCUGAACGGCCAUGCCAACGGCUCAGCUGGCGGUGGUCCGGCUGAGGCCGAAUUCGACUCCGAUAUAGACGGGACCAAGCGCGCCUUCCUGCCGCUGGAGCAGGAAGAAAAGGGACAAGCCAAGGCUUCGGUCAUCGAGGUCUUCAAAAAGAUCUGGGUCAUGGCGUUCUGCGUGACAUUUGUCUUCACGGUCACUCUGUCCGUCUUCCCAGCCGUCACUGCAGAUGUCAGAACGGUGUUUCCAGGAAAAUGGGAGCGCUUCUUUAUCUCAGUGUGCUGCUUCCUGACUUUCAACAUCAACGACUGGCUCGGUCGGACCGUCACCACCUUCGUACGCUGGCCUCGUAAAGAGUCUCGUCUGUUUCCGGCGCUGGUCGUCUUCAGGGUGGCGUUCAUCCCUCUGCUGAUGCUCUGCAACGUUCAGAGUCGCUCCUACCUUCCUGUCUACUUCCCCCACGACGCUGCGUUCACUGUCAUCAUGGCUCUCUUCUCUCUGUCCAGUGGUUACUUCGUCUGCCUUUCCAUGUCCUAUGCGCCACAGUUGGUGGAGCCUAAGGAUGCAGAGACCGCAGGAGCCCUGAUGACCUUCUUCUUGGCCCUCGGUCUGUCCUUAGGAGCCGCCCUGUCCUUCCCUCUCCGAGCCCUGGUCUAGUCACACACACACACAUAUGCACAGAGCACUGCAUAGAGGGUGUGUGGGUGGAUGGGAGGGCAGCAUGACGUAUGAUUUAUCAUCAGCGUGCUGCUCCUGGACGACCCCCCCCCCCCCCCGUCAGGUGCUGAUAGUGCGAUAGUCUCGACAAACAAGGACUCUGGUUUGAUGCUGGAAAAAAAAAAAAAAAACCUACAAAAAAAACCCAACUGAUGAGAUACUUUUCAAAGAAGCAAUAAGGGAAUUACUUCUGUUACUCUGAAAAUCCCAUCUCGUCAUAGGAACAGUUUCUGUUGAGCUUUUAAUGUUGACUGCUUCUAGAUUUUGAGGUUUAUUUAUGUUUGUUUAGGUUUGCAGUAGUUUUUUCUUUUUUUUUUUUAUUGACAUUCUCUUCAUCUGAGCAAGUAUAGAUAAAGACGUGCUGCGUUCAAGAAGACCCAUGUAUGAGAGAAGUGCUUGAUUUCCACAGUCAAGCUUUCUUUAUGCUGCAUUUGUUUGGCUUUUUAUAACAGAUUGAUGUUGUGUCUAUUUGUUUGAUGGCUCAAAUGAUGACAAUGAAUCUACUUUAAGAUUAUUUACAUUCGAUAUUUUUGGUGUAUUCUUCCUCCUACAGUUAUUUUGUACUUUCUAACGAAAUAGCUCUAUGUUACACAAGUGGAACAAAGAAGGAAUAUUUGUUAUAUUGUGAAGCACUAAUGGAAGCUUAAUGACCUGUCUCAUGGGGCAGGGCUGGUUUAUUGAAGUUAGAGCAAGCAGUUUCUUGAAGAAAAGUCAAAAAGACCAUAAAGAGAUACAAAAUGACAAAGAUGCAAAACUACUACAAGAAAACACAAAAGAGAUGUGUAUUUUGUCUUUCUUGGAGAUGUUGUUCCCGUGUAGGAGAGGUUGGGUGCCUUUAACAUGUGUGCCCAGGGGCUCACUGUCCCCACCACCACCACCACAACUAACAUUAAUAGCACUGCUGCCCUCUACUGGUAAAAACACAGAAGUCCUUCAGAGAUUCAUUUUCUGAAAAAGCCACAAAGUUAAUCACGAAAUGCUGUUGUGCUGUGACACCGAGAAGUCACAGUUUACUACUUAGCGACAGGAAAUGCAAGAUCACGGCAUGUGAGGAUACUUUUGGGUUGUGUUUUUGGCAACCGGAGCUCAUGUUUAAAAGAUUUACGCGAGUGACAGCAUUCUUCAGCUGACACUGUGAUGCAACUGCUGGCUCAGCACAAGAGGUAGAGUUACCUCAGUUUAUUUGAAAGCUUAAUCCUAACUUCUCAGAGAGAACAAGUGGCAGCUGCUGUUUUUUUGUUGUUUUUUUUUGUUACUGUAAAUGGAAUGUAGUGAUACUUGCCUUUUAAAUAAAAUGAUCUAAUCCGAUGUGUAAAAGAAGAAAAUAAAAAAGACACUGCACAUGUGGAGUAAAUCCUCUGUUUUGUAUUAUAAAGAUAUUACAUUGCCCACUUAACUAUUUCAAAUUGUAGUGGAUUUUUUUUUUUUUUAAGGCGUGCCAAUGACUUAUCAGUUAGUUGGGAUUUUAUUACUCAUUGUCAUUCAAGCAUUAAGCAUCCUCGCAUCUUAACUUAUUUCUCAAUUGCAGAAUAAGCCUUUGUUUUUAUGCUCACUAUUAAAAAAAUCUGUUUUUAUUUACUGAAUCUGUAAAUGAAAAAUGUGCUCGUCAGUGGACAACAUUUCUGUUAUGACGGCUGCUGCUUCAAACGAACCAAGGGCUGCGUCCUAGCGGUGAAACUAUGUAAAUGGGACUAUGUUUAUCUUUUGAAAGUGUGAUUUAUGCUGCAUUCAAAUCCAGUUGGAAUUGUCUUCUGCGUUAACACACAUGCAUUUAAAUCUAAUGUCGUGGUUUACAGCAAACAGACUAUGUCCGUGAAUGUGCCAGAAGGUGGUUGUCGUGACAACUAGGAGUAUUUAAAAAUUGUUCAUUUGCUAAAUCCUGCCGGUCCCAGAUUUCAAAUAUAGUCGAUGCUGACUAAAUGUGAACACUGACUUUUUUUUUUUUCAGAAAGUAUGACAGAAUGUCAACGCAGCAUUCGUGAUAGAGAUGAACUCAAUGAGGGCACAGUGAUUUAACAUGAGGAUCCUCAUGUGUCAUUCGUGUCAUAUUUUCCAAUGUUGGGUCAUCGAAAUUCAAACUUUUAUACCAUUUAUUACUUCUCAGCCUCUUGUUUAAAAAAUACAGGUGAGGAGAUAUUAGGAGUGUUCUGUAGAUAGCUGCAGGUAUUCAAACAGUUACGGUUCAGUCUCAUUAGAAUAAAAAUCACCCUUUUAACAACAGUAAAACCCAGUUUAAAAGGCUCACAUCAUGUUGGACUGUCUGUAAAUACAAGCUGUUGUCCUGUCCCCUCGUGUUGUCAAGUGCAUGUGUCAACACGGAACGCAGCAGGUUGUCCUUAGCAUUAGCAAAGAAACUGGAGUCGAUGCGUUCAAGACACCAACGUGUUAUUCUGAUUCCAUUAUGAGCGGUUCGCUUGUGCUCAAUACAAACAGAUGCUGGCAGAAGACAUAGGGCUGAACUGACAGACCAUGUUACAGUAAAGGGAAUUCACAUCUGUGCUUGUUCAUAAUGUAUCUGUUUACAUAUUACUGUUAAUAAAAGGAUGGUUACAACCAA